AUUUAAACACGACGGCAGCGAUGGAUCCACCGCACAGAGGAGAGGCCUGCAGCCCUAAUAACGGCCUUUAUUCACAGCAUCUGCUGGGUUUAAUCUGUAAAAAUGUAAGAAUAAAUAAAUAAAAAGCGUACAAUAAUUUAUUUAUACCACGAGUGUGUUUGUGUUUAUUCUGACGCGCAUGCGUGUUGGGAAUCUUUUCUCCUCCAAACUGAUGAAAACUCGUUCAAAGUGUUUCUGUACUUUCUUUUUUCGAUCCCGGUCUAAAGGCCAACUCCGGGUUGGAUUGGACUCUUUUUAUUUAUUAUUGGUCCUGUUUGAAAAAUGAUGCGUUCAGGCUUACUGUUCAUCAUGGGGGGGGGUUGGGAGGAGGCAGCAAGGUUUCGAUUUAGAGACGGUCAAUUUUCUGGAAACAAAGGACUUGGAUAUCUCCAUCAUCUUGCCUGUGUGUGUGUGUGUGUGUGUGUGUGUGUGUGUGUGUGUGUGUGUGUGUGUGUGUGUGUGUGUGUGUGUGUGUGUGUGUGUACGCGCACCUGAAGUCCUGAUAACAGUAAAGAAAGUGCACACUCCCUCUGAUAAAGAAACCCUCUCUGUUCUAUCCUCUGCAGUGGUUCUUGUUUUACAGAAUAUUUGAUGUUGCAGAUUUAUUUUGUAUUAAAGUGAAUUAAAUGUAGAAUCCGUUCAGUACAGAUGCUGGAAUGAAUCAUGAUUAUUUCUCUUCCUGCUGCCUGUGCGUAAAAGAGGUGAAGGCCUUUUAUGGUGUUUUCUGUGUUUUAAAGGAGUAGAAGAGAGACGUUGUGUUUGACAUGUUCGUGUGAUUUUAAACAGUAAAACGAAUCUGCGAAGCAGCUCGUGUGUGUGAGGGUGAGAAUCUAUUCAGGGGUGAAAACAAAACGCUUCUUUAUCUCGCAGCUCAAGGGCAAACGCAGCAGAACAGCGUGGAAGCUGCUGUGUGACUUGUUAUUCUGAAGAUGUUCAUUUGGAAAUAAUUCUGUUUCUUGAUGCAAAGCAGAGCCGCGCGCGAGGCUGAGGCUCAAUUAACAUGCGAGGAGAGUUUAAAUGUGCGCGUGGUGGAGUAAAAAAAGGUGCUGGAUUCUCGUCCCCUAAUGCAAAGGUCUGCUGGUGAUUUAGGAGAGCGUGUAACCUGAAUUAGUUGAUGAAUUUUCUAUCGAUCCUAAACAAGCCAGAUUUAUCUCUGACACGCGCGGAGCUGCUGGGUGGCCGCGCGCCCACUCCCGUUAUUAGCCAUUUGGAAAGAACAGAGAAGAAGAAAAAAAAAAAGGAGAGAAGCUCUGGCAAGCCCGUCUGUACACACACCCAAAUAUACACACACUCCCAAAUACACACACAGAGGGAGGUGCAGGCGCCACUUUAAAUCCCCGCGAGCGCUUUCUUUUUUCUGUUUGCUUUCUUUUUUUUUUUUCCUGAGAAGCUGCAGCCAGACGCGGAACAGGGGGAAAGGGUUCGUUUGACUUGUCAUCUGGACUGUACUCUACAGCUCGUGCGUGUCCGUGCGCGCGCAACGCUACGUGUUAUUGUUGUGAUUCUCUGAAAACAUGAGAGAGUGGGGCGCGAGAGGGGAAAGUACUGAGGCCAUAUGAUGAUGCGCGUGCGGGGGCCGUAUAUGCUUAAUCCCAUUUCCUUAUCCGGGGUCCGUCCUAGAGGCGCGCCAUUGGCCGGCUGCCGUCACGUGGCUUCUUAACUUUGUUCACUUGACAGAAAAGUAGGAGGGUUCAACGGAACAGGAAUAAGCGAAGAGUAAAGGGAUGAGAUAUAAAUUUUAGUUAUAUAUUUUCAGAGUAGGUGCAAUUCCACAAAAAGAGUGAAAUUAAUGGCCAUGAGCUCCUAUUUGAUCAACUCCAACUAUGUGGACCCCAAGUUCCCCCCGUGCGAGGAGUACUCUCACAGCGACUAUCUGCCCAACCACUCUCCGGACUACUACAGCUCCCAGCGGCAGGAGCCCGCCGCCUUCCAGCCGGACUCUCUCUACCAUCACCACCGAGCCGAGCCGCCCUACACGCCGUGUCAGCGUGGUGGGCAGCCCGCCUCGGUGGUGAUGUCCCCGCGGGGUCACGUUCUCCCCCCGGCCGGGAUUCAGACCACCCCCGUCCCGGAGCAGAGUCACCGCUGCGACUCGGUGACACCCAGCCCGCCUCCCCCUCCAUCCUGCGGACAAACACCCCACAGCCAAAGCACUUCGUCCCCCUCCAGCACCCGUAAGGACCCGGUGGUGUACCCGUGGAUGAAGAAAGUCCAUGUAAACAUCGUGAACCCAAACUACACGGGGGGAGAGCCGAAGCGCUCGCGGACGGCCUACACGCGCCAGCAGGUUCUGGAGCUGGAGAAGGAGUUCCACUACAACCGGUACCUGACGCGCAGGCGCAGAGUGGAGAUCGCGCACACGCUGGUGCUGUCGGAGCGGCAGAUCAAGAUCUGGUUCCAGAACCGGAGGAUGAAGUGGAAGAAGGACCACAAGCUUCCCAACACCAAGGUCCGCUCCGCCUCCAACAGCAGCAACACAAACUCCCAGAGCCACACCGGGCCCCUAUAGCCCGGUAACAGCCCGGUAACAGCCCGGUAACAGCCCGGUAACAGCCCGGUAACAGCCCGGUUCUCUGGCUCUUUGGCUCACUUUGUGUCCCUCCCUGAAACUGAACGUCGACGCUUGUAACCACCGGAGCCCGAACUUUGGACCGGAUUAAAGGCUUUGCUGUGGAGGGAGGGAUGCUCGGCCCUGAUCUAUGCUGAUGAUAUACACACUAUAAUAAUAUGACGUGAUGACGUGGGAGGGGUGGAGGGGUGGAGGGGGAGAAUCUCCCAUUCAUAAAAAUAUGAAACGAACAAAAGAAGGAGACUGAAAGAAAACACCGCUACAGCUUCUUUGCUUCUAUCGUCAAAUCUCUCUCUCUCUCUCUCUCUCUCUCUCUGCCUUUUAUAUCUCUCUCUUUUUAUACCUCUCUCUCUCUCUCUCUCUCUCUCUCUCUCUCUCUCUUUAUGCAGGCUGAGGAUUAUGUGCCCGCUCUUCUCUCUGAGUUUUUAUUUCGUUGAAGAUGGAUCCUCGUUUUCAUCUUUAAUCAUGCCAAACUCUGCUCCCAUUUGUCAUGUUUACUCUGCGGGUACAAAGCAAAGGGGUGAACCGCGGUUCUGCCCAUUACCACCACCCCCCCCCCCCC
This is a messenger RNA of Labrus bergylta (ballan wrasse), 3170 nucleotides long. It is a transcript of the gene hoxb4a, whose product is annotated as homeobox B4a. The record is from RefSeq and is a predicted model, not a curated record. Gene Ontology annotation, molecular function: DNA-binding transcription factor activity, RNA polymerase II-specific; RNA polymerase II cis-regulatory region sequence-specific DNA binding. NCBI's taxonomy places the organism in Eukaryota, Metazoa, Chordata, Actinopteri, Labriformes, Labridae. Gene Ontology annotation, biological process: embryonic skeletal system morphogenesis; anterior/posterior pattern specification; positive regulation of transcription by RNA polymerase II. Gene Ontology annotation, cellular component: nucleus; nucleoplasm.